Molecule: messenger RNA, 1757 nt
Organism: Mesitornis unicolor (brown roatelo)
Lineage: Eukaryota; Metazoa; Chordata; Aves; Mesitornithiformes; Mesitornithidae
Product: casein kinase I isoform gamma-1
Exons: 9
Coding region: 53-1081 (342 amino acids)
Biological process (GO): peptidyl-serine phosphorylation; signal transduction; endocytosis
Cellular component (GO): plasma membrane; cytoplasm; nucleus
Molecular function (GO): protein serine/threonine kinase activity; ATP binding
Source: RefSeq, a predicted model, not a curated record
UGAAGGGCUUCCCCAGGUGUAUUACUUCGGACCGUGUGGAAAGUACAACGCCAUGGUACUAGAGCUGCUUGGUCCUAGCUUGGAAGAUUUAUUUGACCUCUGUGAUAGGACGUUCACUCUGAAGACGGUAUUAAUGAUAGCCAUCCAGCUGAUCUCUCGAAUGGAGUACGUGCAUUCAAAGAACCUCAUCUACCGAGAUGUCAAGCCAGAAAACUUCCUAAUUGGCCGGCAAGGCAAUAAGAAAGAGCACGUCAUCCACAUCAUAGACUUCGGACUGGCAAAGGAGUACAUUGACCCAGAAACCAAAAAACACAUACCUUACAGGGAACACAAGAGCUUAACUGGAACGGCAAGAUACAUGUCCAUCAACACUCAUCUUGGCAAAGAGCAAAGUCGUCGAGACGACUUGGAAGCCCUCGGCCAUAUGUUUAUGUAUUUCCUCCGAGGCAGUCUGCCGUGGCAAGGAUUGAAGGCUGACACCUUAAAAGAGAGGUAUCAGAAGAUUGGGGACACAAAGAGAAACACUCCAGUUGAAGUUCUCUGUGAGAACUUUCCAGAGGAGAUGGCCACGUACCUCCGUUAUGUUCGGCGAUUAGACUUCUUUGAGAGACCAGACUACGAUUAUUUACGAACCAUCUUCACAGAGCUGUUUGAAAAGAAAGGCUACACCUUUGACUACGCCUAUGACUGGGUUGGCCGGCCAAUUCCUACUCCAGUGGGAUCCGUUCACGUAGAUUCUGGGACGUCUGCAAUAACACGAGACAGCCACGUCCAUAGGGACCGGCCAUCACAACAGGCCCUUCGCAAUCAGGCAUCCUCAGAUCGCCGAGGAGAGUGGGAGAUCCAGCCAAGCCGGCAGACGAAUACCUCGUACUUGACAUCUCAUCUGGCUGCAGAUCGGCACGGAGGAUCAGUCCAGGUGGUUAGCUCGACCAACGGGGAGCUGAACGUGGACGACCCGACGGGGGCACACUCCAACGCGCCAAUAACGGCACAGGCGGAAGUGGAGGUGGUGGAGGAAGCUAAGUGCUGCUGCUUCUUUAAGAGGAAACGGAAGAAGACAGCUCAGCGUCACAAGUGACCGGUGCCUCCUGGGCCUUGCAGGAACCACCACGCCUGCAGCUCCUGCCCUGUCUCACUGGAAGGGGCUUCUCUUUAGGGGGGAGGAGGAGGCAUAGGAGGAAGAGAGAAAAAAAAAAAGUGACAUUUUAAACCAAAAAGAGAAGAAAACGUUCCAAAACAAACCACUCUGGGGUGGAUCUGCUGAAUGGUCUCCCUCGUUCACUCCAAGCCUGAAGCUCCUUUUGGGACCAGGACUGUGGCUGGCUCAGGUCUUGGUCGCCCUGGGAGGGGGGCUGGCUGGCUGACCCUCCUUCCCGUUGUUUACGGUGAAGGCAUCGUACACGUAAACCUGAGGACUCUGCUUAGCUCCUGCUCACUUUCCUGCCCCCCUCCCCUGCGCUCUCUGCUCCUCCGUCCUCCUCCCUCCUUAAUUAAGUGAAGAAAUACCGUAGGCUCGAUUGGCUGUGGAGAGGGCAGGAGGAUGCGGUGCAGGCAGGAGAGUUGCGUGAGAGAAGGGCCUGACUGCUGCAGCAGUAAGAGACAGGUUCCCUUUUCGGCUCCUUGGGAACAGUUACACUGUAAUGUGCAAGCUGUGAGAAAUUUGCAAUCUACUGUUCCAGUUAGGUUUUUUUUCCGGCUCCCUUGACACCUCCCUCCUCUGACAGUAACAGAGCAAUGUGGAUUGUUUUAAAGAA